This is a messenger RNA of Terrapene triunguis (Three-toed box turtle), 2938 nucleotides long. Its product is annotated as V-type proton ATPase subunit d 1. The coding region runs from base 83 to 1138 and encodes 351 amino acids. Gene Ontology annotation, biological process: proton transmembrane transport; vacuolar transport; vacuolar acidification. Gene Ontology annotation, cellular component: early endosome; lysosomal membrane; proton-transporting V-type ATPase, V0 domain. The record is from RefSeq and is a predicted model, not a curated record. The transcript has 8 exons. Gene Ontology annotation, molecular function: proton-transporting ATPase activity, rotational mechanism. NCBI's taxonomy places the organism in Eukaryota, Metazoa, Chordata, Testudines, Emydidae.
CAGCGCGUGUCACGUGAUUCGCAGCCGCCGGGUCCCCCCCAGUCGCCGGGAGCGAGCCGGGUCCGGGUCCGCGGCCGCCGCCAUGUCGUGCUUCCCCGAGCUCUACUUCAACGUGGACAGCGGCUACCUGGAGGGGCUGGUGCGGGGCUUCAAGGCCGGCGUGCUGAGCCAGGGCGACUACGUGAACCUGGUGCAGUGCGAGAGCCUGGAGGAUUUGAAGCUGCACCUCCAGAGCACGGAUUAUGGGAACUUCCUGGCCAACGAAGCCUCCCCCCUUUCUGUGUCCGUCAUAGAUGACAAGCUGAAGGAGAAGAUGGUGGUGGAGUUUCGUCACAUGAGGAACCACGCGUAUGAGCCAUUGGCAAGUUUCCUGGACUUCAUCACCUACAGCUACAUGAUCGAUAACGUCAUCCUGCUGAUCACCGGGACGUUGCACCAGCGCUCCAUCGCGGAGCUAGUGCCCAAGUGCCAUCCGCUAGGAAGCUUUGAGCAAAUGGAAGCUGUGAAUAUUGCUCAGACCCCUGCGGAGCUCUACAACGCAAUCCUGGUGGACACGCCCCUGGCCGCCUUCUUCCAGGACUGCAUAUCCGAGCAGGACCUCGACGAAAUGAACAUCGAAAUCAUCCGAAACACGCUGUAUAAGGCGUACCUGGAAUCCUUCUACAAGUUCUGCAGCAUCCUGGGAGGCACGACUGCAGACGCCAUGUGUCCAAUCCUGGAGUUUGAAGCUGACAGGAGAGCCUUCAUCAUCACCAUUAACUCGUUUGGCACGGAGCUCUCCAAAGAGGACCGAGCCAAGCUGUUCCCUCACUGCGGGAAGCUCUAUCCUGAGGGGCUGGCCCAGCUAGCCAGAGCAGAUGACUACGAGCAAGUCAAAACAGUAGCAGACUACUACCCUGAAUACAAACUGCUGUUCGAAGGAGCCGGCAGCAACCCUGGAGACAAAACCCUGGAGGACCGUUUUUUCGAGCAUGAGGUGAAGCUGAACAAACUGGCUUUCCUCAACCAGUUCCACUUCGGGGUUUUCUACGCCUUCGUCAAGCUGAAGGAGCAGGAGUGUCGCAACAUCGUGUGGAUUGCCGAGUGCAUCGCGCAGCGACACCGCGCCAAGAUCGACAACUACAUCCCCAUCUUCUAACCGCCCUCGGCCCUCCUGCUGCCGGGUGGAGCCCAGUGGAACUGCCCUUCCCCCCAGUACAUUCGAAUGAUCACUAGUCCUCGCUCCGGGGACGGCUCCUCUCUGGAACUGGCUCGGAUGGAAACUGGACAGUCUGUUGUUCCAGAGCUGCCGUUGUUUGUGAGUUCUGUGUGCUGUGAGGGGCCAGCGGGGCCUGGGACAGGCGCUGGGCCUGUGCAGCCAUGUAGCAGGAGGGCUCCAGUCCAUGUAUUAUAAUUGUACCUGUGUCACUGUACUGAUCAGCUGUGUGUGCUUCACUGAGCGAGCCAGUGCUGAUCUCUGAGGGAACUGGCAUCUCUCAGCCAUUCACUCCUUGCUCUCGAGUGACUCAUUAGACAUGUGUUGCCUGAGUUUAAAUGUCCCCUUUACCAAGGCUGAGACUCGAGCAGUCUGGCUCCAGUAAGUAUUGUCCCCCAGAAGCUUCAUGUGAGUGUUCCUCUUGCCUCCCUUAGUGUAGCAGAUGCUGCUGUGUAAUUCCUGCAUCAUCUUGUCUGACUCCUCCGAGGGCAGAAGGCCGAGCCGCCCUUGUCCAAAGAGCUGAGGCAGGAGCAGAGGUUCUGAGCAGCACCCAGUGACUGUCCUUCCCCCUGUCGCCAGGCAGCACUUGCUUCCCGGGGACCUGCUGGUGCUGAGGCAGGCCAGCCACUGACGGGGGGACCUGGCCAGCAAAUGUCUUUGCCCCAGAAAGAUUCUUGCUAACCUGCCCGCAACCUGGGAACAGGGAUCGAGCGAGGCUGGCCCUGCAGUGGCUGUGGGGGCGGUACGUGCCUACUGCUGUGUGUGGGUGCUAGCCAGCCUGCCCGCCCAACCCCCGUGGCUCCCCCAGGGUCCCCACCAGCUGCCACUCUUCUUCUGGGGGCUCUGAGCCGGCUGUCCUGCCAGGCCGGCUGCCUAUAUCCCGGGAGCAGCCCCCUGCUUCCUAUACAAACUGCAGUGACAUGUCCGUGUGCGCAGUGAGCAGGCACCACGCCCCUCUGCUCCAUGGUUAGGAGCACGGGUCCCCAUAACAACUGCAGGCUCAUUCCCACGCUCUGGGGGCAGGGGCUUGGCUGGCAGCUCUCUGCCCAGGUGGUAAGAUGGUCAUUCAAAGGGAUCCAGAAGGCUAUUGAAGUGACCUGUUCCUCUUUCUGGGCCAGGGCUUUCUGGGAAGCUGCCAAACCCCAUCCCACCCCUGCUGGGCGUCUGUCACGAACACUGGGGUGUUGGCGGUCAGUGCAGGUAACUGCCUCGGCCUGUAAUCGCCCUGCGCAGGCGGGCUGGCUCGGAGAGCGCACCUGCCUUCAGCGACAUGGUUUUUGCAGCCCGUUAAUGGAAUUGAGAUUGGGGGAGUGGGAGACCUGAGGCGCAUGGGCUUUGAGCCUCUCCUGCCUUCCCUGCUGCUGGCUUUGGGUCACUGCUGCUCGGUGUAGGGGGGAUGACUUCUGGUGCCCUUAGCUACCACCCACACACACUUGCUCUCUGCUCAGAGCCCCCUUGGCCCGUGCUGAGCUCCACCCUCCUGUCCCCAGAGCACCCUUCUUUUCAGGCUCUGCAGCCCAGGCCCUGCUCUGCUGCUCCCUGGAGUCAGGCUCCUUGGCUUACGGCCCCCCGCAGAUGAAGGUUGCUGGAAUUACACUGUCCCCAAAGCAGGGUGCUCAGCGGGGUGGGGGUGGUUCCUGGCCCAGCUGCUUUGCUGGCUUGCUCCAAGCUGGCACUAGGAGGCUGUAUCUUCUCAGCUUCGUGCUGCUCCCACAUGCAUGUGUAGGAGACUGGUAAGAGCAG